Molecule: messenger RNA, 474 nt
Organism: Peronospora matthiolae
Lineage: Eukaryota; Oomycota; Peronosporomycetes; Peronosporales; Peronosporaceae
Source: the annotation of a GenBank genome assembly
AUGUGCGUGGGCACUUCGGACCAGCCCCAAGGGAUCAUCCUAACUUGUCCGCAGCAUGUACAUCCCAAGGUAAGCCCACGGGACAGCAGCACGUUCAUUCUUCGUGGGAUGUGUAUUGCGCGCGGUGAACGAGUCGGCAACUUGUCCCACCACGUCUACGACAACGCCUAUUUGAUCGUCUUCAGGAAGACCGCACCGCUGCGGAGGAUGAACUCCGACGCAAUGGGUUUGUCUUAUGUUCCGUUUGCCAAGUGCAUCUCUGGGCUAGAAAUACGCGGUGGUAUUUUGAAGCGAGACGACUUCUGCGGCCGGGAGUACGUCAACAUUCUAAGAAACUGGUAUGCGGCAGCUGAAGGCAAUCGACCUGCACGAGAGCCGAUCCGCAGAAACAGCCGACCGUGGUGCUCAUCUCCACGCCUGAUUCGAAUUACUCAGUCAAAAGCCACAAGGGCAAUUGGCCUCACCGACAGUUAG